GGAACGAGGGGUUAAUACGGUAAUCAGGGGGGAGCUGUAACCUAUAACAUACCUUGUUCAGUCUCCUCAAAACAAAUGGAAAACAGAAACGCAGAUCGUGGCAGCUAGAAAGCUGGUGACGAUGACCGCCGAACGCCGCCCGCACAAGUCGUGACACUCUCUCUCUCUCUCUCUCUGUCUCUCUCUUCCUACUUCUCUCUCUCUUUCUCUCUCUCUCUCUACUAAAUCUGUCUGGUCUGCUCCUUACAGCAGCCUGUUAACUCCUCCCCUCUCCUCUCUUGACCAAUCAGCUCUCAGGAGAGGGACGCCAAAGGAUGGUGGUGGGGUGGGGGUCAGGGUGUGUGUUCUUUCAGAAUCAGUGGUCUCUACUGUCUGAAGGCAGCCUUACUGUUAGGGGUGUGGGUUCGGUCUGUAUAGUCUUGCUUUGCCAUACCUCUAAAAUCAUGUCAUUGUCACACCUCCCUCGGCGGUCUGGAGAAUUAUGCAUUGCAAAAAUGGUUUGAAUGGUCCGCUGGCUCCCAGCAGCAAGAUUUUGAAUGGAUGUUACAUUUCAAGAAGCCUCCCCCACACGCCCGUUGAAGGGGGUGGUACGUGUUAUGUUCAUCACUGUUUUCCGACCGGGUAGGACACAUUUUGUCGAGGUAGUUUGCAACAUUGUAGAAAAUGAAGACAAUAAGGGGAAACAUUUAAAUUUUGUUUUGCUAGUAGUGUGCUCUAUACACAACAUCAACGUUGAUGAAGGCUUUACAACUCUUCUGCUUGAACACUGUACUAAAGAAAAGAGACGUUAUGGCGUGUCUAUCUACAGGCUAUGAACAACGUUAUGUGUUGUGGAGAAAUCGAUGGUAACAGUAGUUUCUCCUCUGAUGUCAAUAAUCGAGGAUCAGGUUCGUGUUCUGAACUCUCAAGGAAUCACCGCCGCAUACCGGGUCAAAGUGAGAUGGAGGAUGAGAACUGCCAAGGGUGAAUACACGAUUGUCUUCGGAACUCCUGAAACUUUUGUUGGCUCAGAGAAAUGGCGAUGCCUACUUCAAACAUCAUUGUUCCGCGAGCGUCUCAUUGGAAUGGAUGUUGAUGAGGUCCACAACAUGGUUCAAUGGGGAAGGAGGCUGCUUUUUGGAAGUGGUGUGGAAUGGUUGGGGCGCUGCGGUCACUCCUUCCAGUUCCUGUUCCUGUAUUGGCCGUCACAGCUACAGCUUCCAAGGCUACGAGGAAGAGCAUAGGGUGUCAUCUGACCCGGUAGAGACGUUUUCACGAUUUCUCCCAGAGUUGGAGUCAAAGCGGCCUGAGACCCCCCAAGGACUGUGAAAUACUCCAGCCAGCCAAACCUCAAGCGAGCCAGGUGAUGUAGAUCCAUCAUGGCACCCAGGAGGUGAUGCAGUUGCGUAGUGACGCAGUUGAAAAGCUGCCACUGUCACGGCUGGGGGACGCGCUGGGGCGGACGGCUGAGCUGGGGCUGGUUGGCAGGGGCAGCAGCAAGCCGUUACGAACUGGCUGUAGCAACGCAGCAGCAUCGACCGGACAGGCUUGGGACAACACGGGAUCAGAAAGAUUAUUCAAACCUAGAGCGGUGAUGGCGGUGAAUGUCUUCUCCAUCUCUUCGGCUGUAGAGAACCUGAGUCGCCAUGACAUGCUGGCCUGGGUCAAUGACUCUCUACAGCUCACCUACACCAAGAUAGAACAACUGUGCUCAGGUGCAGCGUAUUGUCAGUUUAUGGACAUGCUGUUUCCUGGCUGUGUCCUGCUGAAGAAGGUGAAGUUCUCAGCCCGGCUGGAACAUGAGUUCAUCAACAACUUCAAGGUCCUACAGGCCUCCUUCAAGAGGAUGGGGGUAGACAAGAUCAUCCCAGUAGAGAGGCUGGUGAAGGGGAGGUUUCAGGAUAACUUUGAGUUCAUCCAGUGGUUUAAGAAGUUAUUUGAUGCCAACUACGACGGGAAGGAGUAUGACCCUGUGGCCACACGCCAGGGGCAGGAGGGCACCCCCUCACCCAACCCAGGCCACCAGAGGACGUCUCCCACGGCGACCAAGACAGUCCACGUCCCCCCGAAGCAGUCUGCCCCCAUCCGCAGGGCGACGCCCACCAGAGCCAACGGAGCGUCAGAUGCUGAGGUGCUAGAACUGAACCAGCAGAUGUUGGACCUGAAACUGACAGUGGAGGGUCUUGAGAAGGAGAGAGACUUCUACUUCAGUAAGCUGAGAGACAUCGAGCUGAUCUGUCAGGAGAAUGAGACCAACGCCAGCCCAACACUCUCCAAGAUCAUGGAUAUACUGUACGCUACGGAGGCAUCUCAGCUCAGAAGGAGGCUGCAAGUGAAGACAGACUCAUCAGGGACCAAUUCCGAGGGGGAGGUUGACCUUCUCAGCCAACUUACCUGAUCAAUAAAGGAUGGCUUUGUGGUGGCAGAGGAUGAGGAGGCGCCACGUGGAGACCAGGAAGAAUUCUGAACAUUCCUCCGUUCUCUUCUUCACUCCACACCUCCCCGGAUCAGCGCGUCAAGAUUCUCAUCUCCUACCCCUAUUUUAUCACUCGCUCUCUUUCUCUGUUUCACAGCCUCCUCCCUCUCUCUUCCUCCUCCUGUCCCCCAUUUCCCCUUGCUCCCCCCUUCCAUCCUCUCCCCCCAACCCCCCAGACAUGUCAGGCUAACGCUGUACACUUAAUCUGUAUGGGUGGUGUUAGCAGGAUGCUAGGCUAAUGGCUAGCUCUGAACAGUUCAUCUGUGUGGUGGGAGUGUUAGCAGGAUGCUAGGCUAAAGUAAAUUAGAUGAGCAUGGAUCUAUAGCACCCUCUGUCUGUAGAGGCAGGUAACACAACAAACUCACUAAUCUCGGAACCCAGAAGAACAUUUUGUCAUGAUUUUCUCUGAUGAGCGGAGACUGAACUCCCUCCAGACUCACUGGUCCAGUUCAGUAUUAGGGUUCAGGACCUACCUACCAUAUGAUCAGGGAGAUCGUUCAAGAAUGACUUCGGAAUUGGACGUCUUUCCAUGUCCUGAGUAUGUCGGGAAAUGCCUUCAAAACCAACCACUAGGGGCAACAGUGAGCGCUACUACCAUCAAAUAGACCUGGGUUUAGAUAGUGCAUUGAGGACAAGGGUGGUAGAUUGGUGUAAUCCCAUGACUCUGGACCAGGGGGGGGGGUUUAACUGUAACUAAACUUAACCCUUAAUUUCAAAAUGUUGACGUUUGGAGAAAUGUAACGAUACGGAGUAGCAGGAACAACCCAGGGUGUUAAAAACACUUUGAAAUUUGAUGUUUGGAUAAACGUGGAUGAAUGCCUAAUUCUGCAGUGAGACUGAGAGCUUGUUGCAUAUGGACCAGUACUAUCCCAGUCCAAUAGGACUCCGCACUCCGCACCAACACCACUCAACAUGUCACUCGUAUCAAGUUUCCCCGUAUCAGCUCUAUCUGGAACAUUCUGCAGGUUCUAACCUCUGAAUUCCCCCUGGUUCUGGUUCUGGUUCUGUUUUUGAAGGAGUUAUUUAGCGUUAGCUUGGAGUGGCUAACGAGGCAGUCAAUGUGAAUCUAUUUAUUACUCUGAGAAAGCUUUUAUUAAGCUAUAUAAAUGAACACACUACUACACCAUAUAUGCUAAUGUGUGAAUAUUGAGUAUUGAUUAUUAAUGAAUUGAUUUGAAGUGGUUUUUAGCAGCUGUUUUUGAUUUGGAGUUUCUUCCUGUUGACAUGUUAUAUGCCAUGGGAACAGGAGGCGGGGCUUAGUGGUGACUGACAGCUGUCAGGGCCAGCCCCUGGUUGUCAUGGCAGCAGACCUGUGACGGACAUGCAUCGUUGGAGUUUUAUUACAGAGGUUGAAUAAAGACUGGGUUCAAAACCAGAAGGAA
Coregonus clupeaformis (lake whitefish) is the source of this 3837-nucleotide messenger RNA. RefSeq names its product microtubule-associated protein RP/EB family member 3. The coding region runs from base 1376 to 2377 and encodes 333 amino acids. Gene Ontology annotation, molecular function: microtubule plus-end binding. The record is from RefSeq and is a predicted model, not a curated record. Gene Ontology annotation, cellular component: cytoplasmic microtubule; microtubule organizing center; microtubule plus-end. NCBI's taxonomy places the organism in Eukaryota, Metazoa, Chordata, Actinopteri, Salmoniformes, Salmonidae. The transcript has 11 exons. Gene Ontology annotation, biological process: regulation of microtubule polymerization or depolymerization; protein localization to microtubule plus-end; spindle assembly.